Messenger RNA from Aspergillus neoniger CBS 115656, 279 nucleotides. RefSeq lists its product as uncharacterized. The record is from RefSeq and is a predicted model, not a curated record. NCBI's taxonomy places the organism in Eukaryota, Fungi, Ascomycota, Eurotiomycetes, Eurotiales, Aspergillaceae. Bases 1 to 279 code for a protein of 92 amino acids. The transcript has 2 exons.
AUGGAUCACUGCCUCCGCAUUAGGAUUCAUGCAUACUCGCGUGCUUUCACGGGCUUCAUGCACAAGCAGCGACCUCAAUCCACCUCUACCGCGCCCCAGGAGAGAGCCCAGCCCUGGAAGGCCAUGCAGGAAGUCCAGAACCUGUUCAAGCCCGAGGUGCCCGCCGCUGCUGAGACCGCCGACAAGGCCGACGAAGAAGAGCCCUUGAAGCUCAACUUGCUCCGGGCUCAAUUCAACUCCGCCAGAUCCAACAUUGCCAAUGUCGAGGAGAAGCACUAA